Molecule: messenger RNA, 1495 nt
Organism: Gadus chalcogrammus (walleye pollock)
Lineage: Eukaryota; Metazoa; Chordata; Actinopteri; Gadiformes; Gadidae
Gene: ube2d4
Product: ubiquitin-conjugating enzyme E2D 4 (putative)
Exons: 7
Coding region: 285-728 (147 amino acids)
Biological process (GO): protein polyubiquitination; ubiquitin-dependent protein catabolic process
Cellular component (GO): nucleus
Molecular function (GO): ubiquitin conjugating enzyme activity
Source: RefSeq, a predicted model, not a curated record
UCGCGACACUUCACAUCUUGUCUGUCACAGGCCGCAAUGAGUGGAGAUGAUAGGAGAGAAGGGGUGAAUUAUCUAGGUUGCUCAACAAUAUCUCAGAAUUGACAGUGCUUUUACCAAAUAUUUUGAUCUUUAAAAACACAAUCCACGAGCCUAACAUGUGCUGAACGCGUCUCGCCGGUUCAAACAGGUGUCUUUCGGAAAGCAGCACCAGAAACUAAAGUUAAAUCGUAUGUGUAAAGUGCUAGCGGUUAGCUGUCAAGCUACAUAGCAUAGCCAUCCAGGCAAUGGCGUUGAAAAGAAUUCAAAAGGAACUCACAGACCUGCAGAGGGACCCUCCAGCCCAGUGCUCUGCAGGCCCGCUAGGAGAUGACUUGUUCCAUUGGCAAGCAACUAUAAUGGGUCCAAAUGACAGCCCUUAUCAGGGGGGGGUGUUCUUCCUCACCAUUCACUUCCCUACAGACUACCCCUUCAAACCACCCAAAGUUGCGUUCACAACAAAAAUAUACCAUCCGAAUAUUAACAGCAACGGAAGUAUUUGUCUGGACAUACUGCGGUCGCAAUGGUCACCGGCCCUCACAGUGUCAAAAGUUCUUUUGUCUAUUUGCUCUCUGCUCUGUGACCCGAACCCGGACGACCCGCUAGUCCCUGAGAUCGCCCAUACCUACAAAUCUGACCGGGAAAAGUACAACAGACUAGCAAGAGAAUGGACACAGAAAUAUGCAAUGUGAAAAUGCCACCAAAAAUCAAAUACAAAAAAAAAAACGAAGUUUAGGAAAACAUAUUUGAUAUUUUAACACAAGGCAAGCAAAUUAAGCAAGACAUAUCUUGGGCAACACACCACCGGUGGAAAAAGGAAGCAAUACGAGGUACACUGGCACCUGGCUUCCAUGGGCUGCUGCCAUGCUCUUUGUGCCAUUCUUUGUGACUAGCGUGGACCGGCCCACCAGGACCCAAUGGACUCCUGAAGGCAGUCCCACCACGGAAUACUGGAAUUCUCCUCCACACAGCGACAUGUGCAGACUUUUACUACUGCUAUCGUGAUUUAUUAUAUUUGUUGUUAAGGCAUCACUCUCAUCAAGGGCAAUGCUAUGUUCGCUCUUGCUAGAAGUUAUUUCGGUUUUUGUUAUUCUUUGGCAAACUACUUUGGUCGAUUCAGAAGAUCGUCAAGUUUUUCCCUUAUUUCAGAGGUACUGUUUUGUCUCACUUGAUGUCUUGUUAUUGUAUUUACAUGUAUUCAGUGGCCUUUACUGUUUUAUUUUAUUAUAGUAGAUGUGCAAUUGCAGUCGGAAUGUUAACGUUGAACACAAAAUUGUGCAUGUUUAAUAAUGGCAGUUGAUUUUUAGCUUUGAAAGCAACUGCUCAAUGAACACUAUCUCUACCUUAGGGCAAAUGUGAACAAACUUGAGACGGAUUAGAUUCAUCCCAGACUGUAUAAGUGGGAGCAACAGUAUUGGAAUUAGAAUGGACAGCUGCUAUUAAAGCUAGGUGCCCCAUG